UCUCGUCUUUGACCCCACCUGAUAUUUUGAUAUACUCUGUGUUUGUAGGUGUUCAUAGUUGAAACCGCAAAUGGCCAACUGCGGCGGAGGCAGCAAGAGAAACACCCCAACCAAGAAGCGUAAGAACAGGAAGAAGAAGAAGAAGAUUACCUUAAGCAGCAACAAUGGCGUUAAGAAAUCACAGCCUCUCCUCCUCACCCAUCACCGCCAUAACAACCAGAUGGCUAAGCUCAUCCCAUUCCUCAUCUCCACUGCAAACUCUGUCUACUCUUUCCUCCGCCGCCACGACCUCCACCUCCUCCCUAAACAAUCUCUCUCCCUCGAGUCCCUCCUCGCCUCUACUUCCAUCUCCGUCUCCAACCUUUUCUCUCUCCUCUCUCUUCCUCCGCCUCCGCCGGUACCCCAGACCGCCAAUCUGCCGGAAUCCCAUUGCUGGUUCCAGCGCUUCCUCGCUUCCGCUACCUCCGAUUCGGAUGCCCGAUGGAUCCAUUUCUUCAACCUAGGCAAACCCUCGUUUACGCUCCUCCUCCGUCUUCUCACCCCUUCUCUGUCUUCCCUCUUCCCUCUCCCUCCCAAUUACGCCCUCGCCGCCGCCCUCUUGCGCCUUGCCCACGGCGCCUCCUACUCCGCCGUCUCUCGCCGCUUCGGCCUUGACUCCGCCACUGCCUGCCGCGCCUUCUACGCCGUCUGCAAAGCAAUUCAUGAAAAGCUCGGGCAUUUGUUCGAGCUUAAGACGGAUAUCAAUCGGGUUAUUGUGGGGUUCGGGUGGAUAUCUUUGCCCAAUUGCUGCGGUGUUCUUGGGUUGGAAAAGUUUGAGCUUGAUGGGGAUUUGAUGGGUGAAAAUGGGUAUUUGAUAGUUCAAGCAUUGGUGGACUCUGAAGGAAGAUUCUUGGAUGUUUCCGCUGGGUGGCCCUGCUCCAUGAGCCCUGGAAACAUUUUGAGACAAUCCAAACUCUUUUCUGGUAUUGAGGAAUCCAAAGGAUACUUAAAUGGCCCAGCAUUCGAGUUAAACGAUGGCAAUUCCAUUCCUCAGUACAUUUUGGGGGACUCUUGUCUCCCACUGUUACCUUGGCUCCUCACCCCUUACAUUAAACCAGUUAUGGAUGUGGACUUAAGUCCUGCACAAACUGCCUUUAAUUCGGUUCAUGCUAGGGCAAUGGAAUUGGUGGGUACAGCGUUUGAGAGGGUUAGGUGCAGGUGGAAACUCGUGGCAAAUAAAUGGAAGGGACGAUGUGAUGAGGCUUUUCCAUUUGUUAUCGUGGCGUGUUGUUUGUUGCACAAUUUUCUUAUCAAGUGUAGUGAGAAUUUGCCAGAUGAAAACGUGGAAUACUUUAGGAACCAGGAGUUUCCGGUGUGUGAUGAGGCGUUGGACGACAGUGGGAUGAGGAUCAGAGAUGUUCUUGCAUCGCAUUUGUGCCUGGUAAGUUAGAGAAGAUGAAUCUUGUAAUCUAUAUUUAUUGGCUUUAUUUAUACUUUGAUGCUAUGUUUUCCAGAGUAUACAUUUAGUGUAUUGUGAAAACUAGGAUUCUAGUAUUCCUUUUAUGUUUGGUGCAAUGAAUAGUCGAUUUUAUUAGAAUUA
Messenger RNA from Ipomoea nil (Japanese morning glory), 1579 nucleotides. RefSeq names its product putative nuclease HARBI1. The coding region runs from base 71 to 1429 and encodes 452 amino acids. The transcript has a single exon. The record is from RefSeq and is a predicted model, not a curated record. Lineage: Eukaryota; Viridiplantae; Streptophyta; Magnoliopsida; Solanales; Convolvulaceae.